AUGGCCAACCAAUCCACUGGGACAGAUUUCCUUCUGAUGGGAUUUUCUGAGGACCGUGAUUUGCAGAUUCUGUCUUUUGUAAUAUUUCUUGCCAUUUACUUACUAGCCUUAGUUGGAAAUUUCCUUCUUGUUGCUGCUGUGAUAAUAAAUCACCAGCUUCACACUCCCAUGUAUUUCUUUUUGGUCAAUUUGUCAUUCUCUGAUGUUUGCUUCAUCUCAACUACGAUUCCUAAAGCCAUGGCCACAUCUUUGACAAACAACAAAGUGAUCUCCUUUGUUGGAUGUGCUGCUCAAGUCUUCUCCGUCUUCACCUUUGCAGGUUCUGAGCUUACCUUGCUCACCAUCAUGGCUUAUGACCGUUACGUGGCCAUCUGCCAUCCUUUGCAAUACACGCUAACGAUGAACUGGGAUGCCUGUUUACAAAUGGCAGCCGCUUCCUGGAUAAGCAAUUUGGUCUAUGCUCUGCUGCACACCACUCUCACUUUCAGGUUAAAUUUCUGCAAAUUACACAUAAUUGAGCAAUUUUUCUGUGAUGUUCCUCAGCUACAAAAGAUUUCCUGUAGUGAUACAAGAAUUAACCAAAUUCUGGUUUUGGUUGUAGGGUUUAUUGUAGACACAUUUUGUAGUGGGCUCAUUUUUGUUUCCUAUGGCUACAUCUUCUCUGCUGCACUAAGAAUUCCUUCAGUUCAAGGCAGAUAUAAAGCCUUCUCAACAUGUACUCCCCACCUGAUGGUUUUUUCUUUAUUUUUGAGCUUUGCUACCUUUGCAUAUAUGAGGCCCCAGAGUCUUUCCUCUCAUACUUUGGACUUGCUCUCUGCUCUUCUCUACACAGUUUUGCCCCCACUACUCAAUCCCCUGAUUUAUAGCUUCAGGAACAAGGACAUCCAGGACACUGUGUGGAGAAUGCUAAGAAAAAUAAAAGUAGAAGUUAUAUUUUGCUUUAAAUGGUUUUGGGAGGUGGAAUUGGGUUUAAAUGUGUCAAAUUGGAAGUAA
Python bivittatus (Burmese python) is the source of this 993-nucleotide messenger RNA. Its product is annotated as olfactory receptor 14A16-like. Gene Ontology annotation, biological process: G protein-coupled receptor signaling pathway. Lineage: Eukaryota; Metazoa; Chordata; Lepidosauria; Squamata; Pythonidae. Gene Ontology annotation, molecular function: G protein-coupled receptor activity; olfactory receptor activity. Gene Ontology annotation, cellular component: membrane. The record is from RefSeq and is a predicted model, not a curated record.